Messenger RNA from Myripristis murdjan (pinecone soldierfish), 3284 nucleotides. It is a transcript of the gene acot11a, whose product is annotated as acyl-CoA thioesterase 11a. Gene Ontology annotation, biological process: acyl-CoA metabolic process. The transcript has 17 exons. The record is from RefSeq and is a predicted model, not a curated record. Lineage: Eukaryota; Metazoa; Chordata; Actinopteri; Holocentriformes; Holocentridae. Gene Ontology annotation, molecular function: lipid binding; long-chain fatty acyl-CoA hydrolase activity. The coding region runs from base 200 to 2032 and encodes 610 amino acids. Gene Ontology annotation, cellular component: cytoplasm; cytosol.
UCCUGCCCACACUCACUCUCUCUCACACACACACAUUGUACACAGGACUUGGAGCUCCAGAAGAAACCCAAAGCAUUAAACGACUGCAGAGGUAACUGAAUAUAUCAGUUAAAUUGUAGUUUUCUAGACUUUGGGGCUGCGCAGUGUUCAUGAAGAGCGUCAAGCUAGACAGAGAUACUGAAAAACACCGGAAGUACGGAUGGACUUUCAAGCUUCAGAGAUGAGUGGCAGGACUCAGGCAGACCUGACGAAAGAGGAGGGAGUGGGAGAGGAGGAGGAAGAGGAGGAUGAAGAAGAAGAGACAGUCAACUCGACUGAGGUGAAGAUGAGUCAGAUUGUAAUGCCCUGCCACAGCAACCAUCGGCAAGAGCUCAGCGUGGGACAGCUGCUCAAAUGGAUUGACUGCACUGCUUGCCUCUCUGCGGAGAGGCAUGCUGGGUAUCCCUGUGUCACAGCCUCUAUGGAUGACAUCCACUUUGGACGCACCAUCAGGGUGGGUCAGGUGGUGAAUAUCAAGGCAAAGGUCAACAGAGCCUUCAACUCCAGUAUGGAGGUGGGCAUAGUGGUGAGCUGUGAGGACUUGUUCUCUGAUCGCCGCUGGAGGGUUUGUCGUGCCUACGCCACCUUUGUCACCCAGCGCACAAAGACCGGAAACAAGGUGCUGCUGAAGCCCAUCACAGCUCACACUCAGCAAGAGCAGGUUGAAUACAGUGUGGCGGCCGAGAGACGGAGGAUGAGGAUGAUACACGAUGACAUCAUCAAGGAUCUGCUCUCGGCUACUUCCUUCCAGCAGUCUGACAGCUUGGCUGUAGACAAUGCAGUGGCAGCAGAAAGAACUAAAGUGGAGAGUGUUGAACUGGUGCUACCCCCCCAUGCCAACCAUCAGGUGAACACGUUUGGAGGGCAGAUCAUGGCCUGGAUGGUGAAUGUGGCUACUAUUGCUGCCAGUCGUUUGUGUCAGGCCAUGCCCACGCUUCGGACCAUCGAUAUGUUCACCUUCAGAGGACCAUCUCAGGUUGGAGAUAGAAUCCUACUAAGGGCUAUUGUCAACAACGCCUUCAAGAACAGUAUGGAGGUUGGGGUACGAGCAGAGGCCUACGCAGGGGAGGGGCCUAACCGACACAUAAACUCCGCCUUCAUGACCUUUGAGGUGUUAGAUGAAUGUGGGACACCACGCACAUUACCACGGAUCCGACCUGAACCCCUGGAAGGCAGGAGGAGGUAUGAAGAGGCCAUAGCCAGGAAAAAGAUCAGAUUGGACAGAAAGUACAUCAUUUCCUGCAAGCAGACUGAGGUCCCUCGAUCUGUCCCCUGUGACCCCAGGAACCAGGUGUAUCUCAGCUACAACAAUGUUUCCGCUCUGAAGACGCUGGCUGCUAGAAACAACUGGCUCCUCAGCUCUGAGAAAGACAAGGUUCAUCUUUACACACUGGAGCAGAAAUCCACGCUGUGUUUCAGAGUGGAAGCAGAGGUUGACGUUCCUGCCCACAGAGCCUUCUGUCUGCUGGCUGAGCUUCGCAACAGAACGAACUGGGACAAGCAUUACAAGGACUGUGAGCUGAUUCGCCGGAUAGGUGACGAUGACUUCCUGUAUCGCGUGGUGGCACCAUCAGUGGAUCAUGGAGGGAACACAAGCCCGGUCUCAGCCAAUCAGAGAGGAGGGAUUCUCCAGGACUUCAUCCUACUGGCCUCCAGGAGGAAACCAUGUUGCAAGGGAGACCCGUACAUCAUUGCCCUGCGCUCAGUAUCCUUGCCUACCCACCCCCCCACUGAGGAAUAUAACAGAGGAGAGGUUAUGUGUGCUGGAUUUACCAUAUUGGAGACCGGGAACAACAUGUCGCUGAUCAGCUACUAUAACCAGGCAUCUCCCGAGGUUCUCCCCUACAUCUCCACAGACAUUGCAGGCCUGUCCUCGUCCUUCUACCACACCUUCUGCUCCUGUAGCCAAUACCUGGUCAAGAACAGAGAGGAGCCCGCCCCUGACGACGCAACUGACAGUCUGGCAUCCUCUGUCCAGGCCACUCACCUGUAGACUGUGGAGUCAAGAGCUCUUUUCAGGCCAGUUUACGUCAGUGAAGUGUAGGGUGUAGUUAUACUGCUGUUUUUACAACAAGGCACUAUGAACGCUGUCCCAUUUGUGAGAUACGGCGAGCAUGCAAACAAGCGUACGCAGACACAGGAACAACAGAGAAAAAAUACUGUCCUUAAUAGUAAAGGCAGCCAUUGAGGAUACACUUUCUUUUGGCUAAAAUCAAUUUGUUUCAGGGAAUCUUUUGUUACUUCUUAGACAUUCACUUUAGAGGAAAAAUUUGGUAUUAUUUCAUCCUCCUAUCCUCCACUCAUUGUUACUGACAGGGUGCGUAGUAACACAUUGCACGUGACAUAAACGAGUAAAUGAGAGGAACGAGUCCUCUUCAUACUGUUAAACAGCUUCUUUUUGAAUCACGGUGGGUUAUCUUAUCACACGGUUUGAAAACAGACUAAACUAAAAAUGGAACUAGUACUCAUGAGUCAAAGUAGUUUUUACUUGAGUAGUUUUCUUACAGGUGCAGUAACCUUUGCUCAUGUUCAAUGUACAUUUUUGGAUGAGUGACUGUACUCUUACUCAAGAGGAAUUAUUCUGUACUCUGCCCAUCCCUGAGUGAAAGGCUGAUUGAAAAAAAUAAUUUCCAACAGGAGCAACAGGGUUUUUUAGGAAACAAAGUCUUAUUUUGAGAAACAUUAGCACUAACAGUGUCUGUGGUGUGAGGCAGACUUUUGGCCAUCACCAUGAUCUCUCUUUUUUUUUUUUUUUUAACAUUCAUGUCAAAGUGUCACAGUUAACUUAACAACAGUCUACUGAUGAUUCAAAAUACUACACAUGCACCUUUAAUUCUCUGCUCUGCACCUUUAGCUACUAUGUUUACAGUGUAAGUCUUAAAAAUGUAUUGGUUUUUCCAAUGUCAUGGUACACUAUUAAACAAAAGGUAACUUCUACAGUUGUUUUAUGAAUGACAAGUGCUCAUCAUUAAAAUUUUACAUUUUGAAAAUUCUUAUUAUGUGGAGCUGAUAGUAAUAAGACUGUAACAUUCUCAGUGUUAUGCUGGAAAAGAGCAAAAUUAUAUUGCAGAGCCAGUCGCUUUUAUAAAAACUUUUUUUUUUUUUUUUUUUAGUUUUUUGUGUAUGUGUGAGUUUUUAACAAAUGUAAUAGGAAAUUGACUUUUAUGAGACAUUACUAUACAAUAAAAAUAUCCUUUUUGAGUAUCUUGAUUCUGUAUUGCUCACAUCUUAUUAGUCACCGUCUA